AUCACCAUGAAGCUAAUUGGAAAAGUUCUCGAGAAAGAUGCUUCUGGUCAAGUAACCCUGUAUCCCGAAGAGCUUGAAGACAUGUGGCAUGUUUACAACCUAAUUUCAAAAGGAGACAUGAUCAAGGCCACCACAAUUCGCCGGCUCCAGGCAGAAACAAGUACUGGAUCUACAUCAAGCCAGCGUAUCAGACUCGUCCUUACUAUCACUGUUGAAACAGUCGAUUUCGAUCCACAAGCUGGUCUAUUGAGAAUUAAUGGUCGGGUGGCUAGCGAAAGUCCCCAUGUCAAAAUGGGCAGCUAUCACACUAUUGACCUAGAGCUCAAUCGCAACUUUACAUUGUUUAAGCCAGAAUGGGACACUAUUUCUCUGGAGCGAGUAGAAGAUGCCUGUGAUGUAACAAAACAGGCUGAUGUAGCUGCAGUUGUGUGUCAAGAAGGUCUGGCGAAUGUAUGCUUCCUGACACAACACAUGACUAUUGUUAGACAGCGGAUAGAAGCACCAAUUCCAAGAAAGAGAAAGGGAUCUGUGGCAAAUUAUGAAAAGGGAUUGCAAAAGUUUUAUGAUCAGAUUUAUCAAGCUAUUCUGAGACAUGUUCAUUUUGAUAUUGUCAAAGCAAUUAUCAUCGCCAGCCCUGGAUUUGUAAAAGACCAAUUCUACACGUACAUGAUGGAUCAGGCCGUGAAAACAGAUAACAAGACCAUCAUGGAAAACAAAUCCAAAUUCAUCUUGAUCCAUUGUUCUUCCGGGCACAAACAUGCGCUGAAUGAGGUCAUGCAGGAUCCAUCUAUACAAGCACGACUCGCCGAUACAAAGGCUGCUCGUGAAGUCCAGGCAUUGGAUAAGUUUUAUCAAAUGCUUAACAACGACCCCGACCGUGCGUUUUAUGGAUUUUCGCAUGUACUCAAAGCCAAUGAAAGAGGCGCAAUUGGUACUUUGCUUGUAACAGAUGAACUAUUCAGAUCUGCGGAUGUUGAGACGCGUCGUAAAUACAUUGAUUUGGUGGAGCAAGUGCGUGCAAUGGGUGGCUCUGUUUAUGUAUUCUCUAGUUUGCAUGUUUCUGGUGAACAAUUGAAUCAACUCUCAGGUGUAGCUGCAAUCUUGAAUUUCCCAUUACCAGAUAUUGAAGACGAAGAAGAAGAAGAAGAACGAUUAGCUUCAGAAACAUAAUCGCUGAUCUAAUUAUCUUUCUCUCCCUCUCCAUACUCCUUUUUCCUUCUAAACUUAAUAGUUAAUAUUAGAUGUUAUUAAAUACGUGGACUGAUUAUUUUAGUUCUUUAUUUACUUUGCUACAUAUUGUAUACCAUUUAAAAACAGCAAUAAUUUAAAGCACUGAAGACACUUCCUUGAUAGAAACAGAAGAAUUUUUAUCAAGAGAAUCGCUUGUAGAUAAAUAUACACAAUAAUUUACCUUUU
Phycomyces blakesleeanus NRRL 1555(-) is the source of this 1416-nucleotide messenger RNA. RefSeq lists its product as hypothetical. The coding region runs from base 7 to 1170 and encodes 387 amino acids. The transcript is spliced from 10 exons. Lineage: Eukaryota; Fungi; Mucoromycota; Mucoromycetes; Mucorales; Phycomycetaceae. The record is from RefSeq and is a predicted model, not a curated record. Gene Ontology annotation, biological process: nuclear-transcribed mRNA catabolic process, no-go decay; ribosome disassembly; RNA surveillance. Gene Ontology annotation, cellular component: cytoplasm.